AUGAAGACAGUUAUUGGAUUGUCUCCUUUCCAAAUGGUCUAUGGAAAGGCAUGUCACCUGCCGGUGGAGAUGGAACAUAGAGCUCUGUGGGUCUUAAAAUUUUUGAAUUUUGAUCCUGGUGGCACUGUAGAAAAAAGAAGGAGGCAAAUUAUUGAGCUAGAGGAGAUGAGGCUACACGCCUAUGAUUCUUCUAAAAAUUACAAAGAAAAGUUGAAGUCCAAGUGGUCUAGCCCAUUCAUAAUCAAGAGUGCCCUCCCUCAUGGGGUGAUAGAGUUAAUAGACCCAGCCGCCGAAGAUCCACAGAGAAGCUGGGUGGUCAAUGGACACCGCCUCAAGCAUUACUUGGGUGGUCACGUGGAACGCCUCUCCACAAUUAUGAAGCUGCUUGAUGCAACAUGA
Messenger RNA from Vigna radiata var. radiata (mung bean), 399 nucleotides. RefSeq lists its product as uncharacterized. The record is from RefSeq and is a predicted model, not a curated record. Lineage: Eukaryota; Viridiplantae; Streptophyta; Magnoliopsida; Fabales; Fabaceae. The coding region runs from base 1 to 399 and encodes 132 amino acids. The transcript is spliced from 2 exons.